This is a messenger RNA of Penicillium angulare, 1197 nucleotides long. RefSeq lists its product as uncharacterized. Lineage: Eukaryota; Fungi; Ascomycota; Eurotiomycetes; Eurotiales; Aspergillaceae. Bases 1 to 1197 code for a protein of 398 amino acids. The transcript has a single exon. The record is from RefSeq and is a predicted model, not a curated record. Gene Ontology annotation, biological process: lipid biosynthetic process.
AUGGGAAUAACGCAGAAGCUCCCACGCACCGGACUAGCCGCCCUCCUCGCUAGUCUGGACAUACCCUCUGAAAUCGAACUACCAAACGGAGCUGUUAUUAAAGUUGGAGCCGGAGACCCCAGAUAUCGAGUGAUUUUUCGAUCCGAAAAUGCUUUACGCACACCCAUGACAGAAUUGGGUGUCGGAAAAGCCUAUGUUUCCGGUGAAAUCGAAGUUGAAGGCGAUCUUAAUGCUCUAUUUGACGCAAGAGAGAAACUUCAAGAUAAAAUUCCCCUGCGACAGAAGUUUCAAUUUCUAUACGACUAUCUCCGAACAGCAACGGAUAUGAAUGCCAAAGCGAUCGGGGACCACUAUACUCGUGGCGAUGAUUUUUAUCUUACAUUCAUCGACAAGCGAUAUCGAUUCUACUCGCAAGGCUUAUUUAAAAGUCCAGAUGAGACAAUCGAGGAAGCAUCAGAGCAUAAGCUUGAAAGCAUGUUCAACGCCUUAGACCUCAAGCCCGGACAACGACUUCUCGAUAUCGGCGGUGGUUGGGGAGGAGUAACGCAGUACUGCGGUGCACGCGGUGUGCAUGUCACGACACUAACAUUGACAUCAGACUCAGCCCGCUUCAUUCAGCGGCUAAUCACCGAAAGGAGCCUCCCAGGGCAAGUCUUCCUGCAGGAUUUCCUGACCCACAAACCGGAGGAACAAUACGACCAUAUCGUUAUCUACGGAGUUAUCGAGCAUCUUCCUGAUUAUCGCCGAUUUGCAAGUAGAGUCUGGGAUGUUCUCAAGCCUGGCGGAAGAAUUUAUCUCGAUGGUUCAGCGGCUGUUACCAAGUAUGCUGUUAGUUCAUGGACAAGAGAUUAUAUUUGGCGGGGAACGCACACAUUCAUGACUGUUCAGGAUGUCAUGGCUGAAUUUCUGUAUCAUGGUUUCGAAGUUAUAGAAGUAUCUCGUGAAACUAAGGAUUAUGAACUUACUAUGCUGGAAUGGGCGAAGAGGUUGGAUUCAGCGAAGGAUGAUGUUAUCGCGGGCUGGGGAGAAGAGACGUAUCGAGUAUUUCGUCUUUUUCUCUGGGGCGGAACUCAUGCAUUCAAAACGAAUGCAUUACAGGCCUACCAUAUUGUUGCUGAGAAAACCAGUUCUGGUUCAAGUGGCCCACGCCCAUCGACUUAUCGUCGCAUUGUUCAGUUCUUGGGUUCCCUCCGUUAA